Otolemur garnettii (small-eared galago) is the source of this 2055-nucleotide messenger RNA. RefSeq names its product cytochrome P450 3A4-like (gene CYP3A91). The transcript is spliced from 13 exons. Lineage: Eukaryota; Metazoa; Chordata; Mammalia; Primates; Galagidae. Gene Ontology annotation, biological process: steroid metabolic process; oxidative demethylation. The record is from RefSeq and is a predicted model, not a curated record. Gene Ontology annotation, molecular function: iron ion binding; testosterone 6-beta-hydroxylase activity; oxidoreductase activity, acting on paired donors, with incorporation or reduction of molecular oxygen, reduced flavin or flavoprotein as one donor, and incorporation of one atom of oxygen. The coding region runs from base 88 to 1599 and encodes 503 amino acids.
AGGGAAGCUGUACUUGCCCAGCCCAGUAAAGAGCAGCACAAGCUGAGAAAAUAACUCAGAGGAGAGAACUGAGGAGGGAAAGUGGGGAUGGAUGUCAUCCUCAACUUUGCCAUGGAAACCUGGGUUCUCCUGGCUGCCAGCCUGGUGCUGCUCUACAUAUAUGGGACCCACUCACAUGGACUUUUUAAGAAGCUAGGAAUUCCUGGGCCCACACCUCUGCCCUUUUUUGGAACUUUUCUGAACUACCACAGGGGCGUUUGGGAUUCUGACCUAGAAUGUUAUAAAAAGUAUGGGAAAAUGUGGGGGUUGUAUGAUGGCCAACAGCCUGUGUUGGCUAUCACGGAUCCCGAAAUGAUCAAAACAGUGCUAGUGAAAGAAUGUCAUUCUGUCUUCACUAACCGUCGGUCUUUUGGUCCACUGGGACUUAUGAAAAGUGCCAUCUCUCUAUCUGUUGAUGAUGAGUGGAAGAGAAUACGAACGUUGCUGUCUCCAACCUUCAGCAGUGGGAAACUGAAGGAGAUGUUCCCCAUCAUGAGCCAGUAUGGAGAUGUGUUGGUGAGAAACCUAAGGCAGGAGGCCAACAAAGGCAAGACUGUCAACUUGAAAGACAUCUUUGGGGCCUACAGCAUGGAUGUGAUCACGAGCACAUCAUUUGGAGUGAACAUUGAUUCCCUCAACAACCCACAGGAUCCCUUUGUGGAAAACAUCAAGAAAUUCUUAAAAUUUAAUUUUGUCACUCCCUUCUUUCUCUCAAUUUUACUCUUUCCAUUCCUUAUCCCAGUUUUUGAAGCAUUAAAUAUAUUUGUGUUUCCAAAAGAUGUUAUGGAUUUUUUUGAAAAAUCCAUCAAAAGGAUAAAAGAAAGCCGACUCCAAGAUAAACAAAAGCACCGAGUAGAUUUACUUCAGCUAAUGAUCGACUCCCAAAACUCCAAAGAAACAGAGUCCCAUAAAGUUCUAUCUGAUGUGGAGCUUGUGGCCCAGUCAAUUAUCUUCAUCUUUGCUGGCUAUGAGACCACUAGCAGUGCUCUUUCCUUCCUUAUGUAUGAACUGGCCACGCACCCUGAUGUCCAGCAGAAACUGCAGGAUGAGAUUGAUGCAGCUUUGCCCAGUAAGACACCUGCCACCUAUGAUGCCAUGGUACAGAUGGAGUAUCUUGACAUGGUGGUGAAUGAAACUCUCAGAUUAUUCCCAAUUGCUGGAAGACUGGAGAGGGUCUGUAAGAAAGAUGUUGAAGUCAAUGGAGUGCUCAUUCCCAAAGGGGUCACUGUGAUGAUACCAACCUUUGCCCUUCACCGAGACCCAAAGCACUGGACAGAGCCUGAGGAGUUCCGCCCUGAAAGGUUCAGCAAGAAGAACAAGGACAGCAUAGAUCCUUACAUGUAUAUGCCCUUUGGAUCUGGGCCCCGAAACUGCAUUGGCAUGAGGUUUGCUCUCAUGAACAUGAAAAUUGCUCUUAUCAGAAUCCUGAAGAACUUCUCCUUCAAGCCUUGUAAAGAAACACAGAUCCCCCUGAAAUUAAGCAAAAAAGCAAUUCUUCAACCAGAAAAACCCAUUGUUCUGAAGAUUGAGUCAAGAGAGGGGACCACAAAUGGAGCCUGACUUUCCCUACGAACUUCUGCACUGUUCUUCUAAAAAGCUGUGUCCCAGAAAACAAUAUACCCCAAUUUUCUUUGAUAAUAAAACCCAGAAAUAAAGAUGAGCUUAACCUAGUGGACUUGAAGAAUGAAAACGGAUGAUUCUGUAUGUGCAUUGAGCUCUCUCAGUGUCUAUGUAGAGGAUUGUAUAUCAUGUAACAUAAAGGAAGUGUCGAAACCAGUGCCAGAUGGGUGGAUUUUGCUUCUAUGAGAUCUAUCCUCAGAAGACCAGCUAGUACCAUCAAUUCCUCAGCUCUGAGCAAAGAAUAAACAUUUCUCAACAAUUUUGUAAAUAAUUUUUGCUGGAAAUGAAAAUUAUUGUGGUGACUGUAAUAGUGACAUUAUAUCCCAUGUUCCAUUAGUAAUAUUCUAUACUAAGUUUUACACUGAGAAAGUCAAUAAAUACCUCUUUUAAAAAUAU